Molecule: messenger RNA, 1755 nt
Organism: Aspergillus oryzae RIB40
Lineage: Eukaryota; Fungi; Ascomycota; Eurotiomycetes; Eurotiales; Aspergillaceae
Exons: 4
Coding region: 1-1755 (584 amino acids)
Source: RefSeq, a predicted model, not a curated record
AUGUUCGGAUGGUGUAGUUCGCUGGCGCUCCCUUUUGAUGACCAAACACAAACACAAUCAUGGCGUUUGUCCAAUCAAAUUGAUAGGCUAACUAUUGUAAUAGGCUUCCCUUCAGUGAGCUCAGAACCUGACAGGGAGCGGCGGGCUCCAUCGGGCCCGACACCUCUAGACUUCCCAGCGUAUAAGCUCCCGGAUGCCACAGAUGAUGAUCCGGAGGCCUCUUUGCGGCAGGUGCAUGAUAUUCUAGCAUCCAUCAGAAGGCCACAAGAUAUCACGCUCGACAAGUUCAAAGCUCUCAAUCUGAAGGUGGAAGCAGGUCUUUCUGCUUCAUGUAUUGUCCGUAAGGAUGGGCCAGAUUUCUUUCCUCCUUUACCUUGGGAGGACACUUCACCCAAUUCGUCCCCGUUGACCGAAGAUGGUUCCCCGAUCUUAAUGGAAAAUGGGAAUCCCUACCCACCAAAAGAGCGAUUUAAUAUGCUGAAGAAUGAGCUACUUCUGGAAAACGACGAUGCGUUUCGAGAGGUGGCACGGUUAACCCCCCGCGAGGGACGUCAAAGGGUCAGGGUGACCCAUGCGCGAAAAUUCUGGACGGGCCUAGAACGAAUGGCCCAAUACUGGGACACGAGCUUGGAUAACUAUUUUGAACGUCCUGCAACUCCCAAACAGGCGGCUGAAGACGAGUCAGGGGACAAAAUGCAGACGGACAAUGUGUCAUGCGAGUCCCAGCAAAAAUCGGAAACACAUAUGGAUAUUGACAAUCCACCAAAACCAGCAGCUCCCGAAAACAAUGUGACUACCCAGGAGGACGGUGAGCCUGAGUCAAUAGCAAUGUACACGGGCCGCCGUAUUGGUGCUGGUCAUGAAAUGCCGGAGGAUAUCCGCGAAGAGACUAUUAGGGCAUUUACCGAGAUGGCAGCCUGGCCUUUUGGGUGCCAAGUUGCCCUUCCCAUGCUGCCUCCGAGACUAUCCCUUCGAACAUUGUUAUUCCCUGUUCGCCAGACGUUUGCGGCUGCCCGAUCGCCUAAAGAUCGACAGCUAGCACGAAGCGGUGUCAUGGAAGGACCCGUCUUUGCCGCCCAGUGCCGAUCUGAAACGUGUUUCCGAGCGCCGGGGGAUGUCCCUGGUACGGGAUUUGGUGAGAUAUGUGAUUUGUUUCGUGAGGUCGGCGGCAUGCUCCUAGCUGCCCAGGAACGAGCACGACAAGGAAUGCAAGAAGUAAGACCUGGCGAGGGAAAAUGGUGGACAACGACGCCGCGAUGGGGUGGUGCACCCAAUGAUGCAGUGGGUGAUAGUGGCAAUUUCACCAAUGGUGAGGAGAAAUCAGUGUCGGACAAUGGGAGCUCUCGCAAGCGCUCCAAGUACGAGCAUCCCUUCUUAGCAUCCCGUCGACCUGGUUCCUCGCGGAAGCUGAGCAACAGCGAAAAGUGGAAAAUCGUUCAGCCAGGCCCUGGACUUUGGGACAAGCGAAUGAGAUAUAUACAAAUUGGAAAGGACCUAGACAGCCCGUUUGACGAUAUAUAUAUGCUCUCCUCUAUCAACCAUCAUAUCUCUAUCCUUCACUUACGCGUCCAUCGCCGAUACAUCGAUAUCAUAACAUCAGGGGAGAGCUGUUUCCCUUCUGACUCCGAUGCUACAGGACAACCGUGGCAUGCGCUACAGCUGCGGCGAACGAAAUGGUACGAUUUAUUCGAUGCUGAGGAGCGGCUUGAAGUGUUCAAGGGGAGCGAGUCAUUAUUCCUACUGCCUGGCUACUGA